GGGGCAAAAUAAUGGACCUGCUGUUCUUCUUAGCGGCCGUAUUUCUGGUGGCAGACGCUCAGGCCUGUCCAGAAGUCUGCGUCUGCGUGGCGAGGAAGAACUACACCCGUCACAUAGCGGACUGCUCUUACAAAGAUCUCCACGCCGUCCCCGCUGGCCUUCCCUCCAACACCACCACCCUGACGUUGUCCGUCAAUCACAUCGCCUCCCUCCAGGAAGACUCCUUCGUAGACGUCGGCAACCUGCAGGGCCUGUGGCUGACCUACAACGAGAUCAGCGCCAUCGGGAAAGGCACCUUUGGCUUCCUGGCACAGCUGAGGAAUCUGGACCUCAGCCACAACCAGAUUACGGAUUUCCCGUGGCAGGACCUGCGAAACCUGACCGUCCUGGAGCUGCUGAAGCUGAGCAACAAUCAUCUGGAGAAGGUUCCCCCGGAGGCCUUCUCCACCCUGAAGGCCCUGCGGUCCCUCUGGCUGAACGACAACAGGCUCGCCGUCCUCUCCGAGGGGACUUUCGACUCCAUGCCGUCGCUGUCCCUGCUGCAGAUCAACAACAACCCUUUCAAUUGCUCCUGCAAGGUCUGGUGGUUGAAACGGUGGCUCGAGAGCUCUCCCGUUUCCAGCCCGGAGAAGGAAUCCAUCACGUGCGCCACCCCUAAGGAGUUGAAAGGUCACGUCCUCGGCAGGACCCUGGCCCUAGACUGCAUGCUUCCCUCCGUCCGGUUGACCUACCGUUCCAGCCUGGACAACUCUGUCCUGCACGACGGACUCAGCCUUCUGUUGGACUGCACUGCCGUGGGAAAGCCACAGCCGGAGAUCGGUUGGAAGAUCAAGACGUCCGGCCAAACCGUAGCGAUCAACGGGCCGAAUGCGGAAGAAGGGGAAGGAGACAACUGGCUGGCGGACGCAAGGUCCGAGGAGAGCCCGGGGCGCUUUCUGGUCUUCAGGAACGGCUCCAUGGCCGUCUCGAAGUUCAGCAAGGCGGACGAGGGGAUCUACACUUGCCGGGCCGUGAAUGAUGUCGGGUGGCGGGAGGUCUCGGUCAGCGUGGCUUUGGGCAGCUCGGAGAACCCGGCGGAUGACCUCCUCCAGAACGACAUCCAAGCCAGCAAGCCCCGGUCCAAGUCCUGCGACAAGGAAGAACUUCCCCAGCCAGAAGAAAAGGUGGUGGUCAUCUACCUGACGCCGACGGUGUCCAAGAAGACCGCCAGCGGAAGCAUCCUGUGGGAGCCCUGGCCGUGGGGCAGCUGGUUUAUGCUCUUCUCACUUGCUUUGUGUACCUAA
Gekko japonicus is the source of this 1283-nucleotide messenger RNA. Its product is annotated as immunoglobulin superfamily containing leucine-rich repeat protein-like. Gene Ontology annotation, molecular function: protein binding. The transcript has a single exon. NCBI's taxonomy places the organism in Eukaryota, Metazoa, Chordata, Lepidosauria, Squamata, Gekkonidae. The annotation marks the transcript as partial. The record is from RefSeq and is a predicted model, not a curated record.